This is a messenger RNA of Metarhizium brunneum ARSEF 3297, 2259 nucleotides long. RefSeq names its product Exocyst complex component sec6 (gene sec6). Gene Ontology annotation, cellular component: exocyst. Gene Ontology annotation, molecular function: SNARE binding. The record is from RefSeq and is a predicted model, not a curated record. Lineage: Eukaryota; Fungi; Ascomycota; Sordariomycetes; Hypocreales; Clavicipitaceae. Gene Ontology annotation, biological process: exocytosis; exocyst localization.
AUGGAUGACGGCCCCGUGCCCAAGCUGUCCGAACUGCUUCGGCAUCCGGACGACCUCGACAAGAUCCCCGCGCUGAAGCUGGAAUUCUCGCGUAAAAAGGGAGCCGUUGACGGCCAACUACGGAAUGGUCUCCGCGAACAGCUCGAAACCACCCAAUCGGGUAUGACGGGCCUGAGCGACGGCCAAAAAACAGUCCAGCUCAUCAAGGAAGAAAUGAUGAAGAUUGACCGCCUCUGUUCCGAAUCCCAAAACAUGAUCAAGGACUUUGCCAGCAUAAACCUGGUGUCCCAAGCCCACAGAAACUUUGUUGCCGUCGAAACAAUGAGACGCGAUCUGGAGACCUUCAACGAUCGGCUGACCGUCGUGGAGAACAUGCUACGACAGGACGAUGCCGACCAGGAGAACAUGCCCAAUUUGCUGCCGUGCCAUUACGAGCUGACGCAGCUGAGGAACAUUCGAGACGAUGCCAUGGAGCAGAUACAUAGGGCGGAAGACCCUGGGCUGGAGUCGACGCUGGAGGACUACUUUGCCAGGCUGGACGACACGAUUGACUGGUUUGACGAGCACGUCGGUCUCUUGGCAAUGGACCUGAUCAGCCUUGUUAUCAAUGAAAACAAUGGGCUCGUGGUCCGGUUUGCCGUCGUCAUUGAGGCCGAAGAGAAGAGCGACCAGCGCGUCCUGGCCCUGCAAGAAGCGCUCAAGGACCACGAAGAAAUGGCAGCCCGGUUCCAGAGCAUCACAGACGGCGCCAAGAAGGCCCGCGGCUACAAGGACAAGUUUCUGCAGGCCAUCAAGCUCGGUGCUGAGCAGCAACUCGAGCAGUCCCGCGAAGAAUUCCUAGACGACGCCUCGAAGCUCGAGGGGAUUAUGAAGUGGUACUUCAACGACCUCAACGCCGUGCGGGUCGGCAUGACGCCCCUCAUGCCCAAGAAGUGGAAGAUUGGCAAAACGUACGCCGAGAUAUACCACCAGCUCAUGCACGACUUCCUCAUCGGCAUGAUCGAAGAUCCGGAAACCACAUCUGCCCACAACCUCGAAAUUAUCAGCUUCCCUGAGAAGUACUACCGAAAGAUGGCCAAGAUGGGCUACAGCCAGGAAGAUCUCACCCCCCACGUCAUUGACAACCGCGAGGCCGAGCUCGUCCGCGACUUCCGCCAGCUCAUCAUCAAGUUCCUCGACGAGUGGAUGGACCGCAUCUUUAACCAAGAAAAGAAGGACUUUGCGGAGCGCAACGUCGAGGGCUCCAACCUCGACCAAGACGAGUACGGCUACUUCCGCACCAAGAACCUCAUCGCCCUCUGGCGCAUGCUCCGCGAGCAGAUUGAUGCGGGCGCCAACUCGAAGCGCUCCGACGUGAUAGAGGGCGUCAUCGACGCCAUGUUCCUCCGCCUGCGCACCCGCCAGCAGUCGUGGCAGCGCAUGCUCGAGGAUGAGGCGUCGCGCUACGAGGCCGGCAAGGUCCCCGAGCUGGAGGGCUUCCAGGCCCUUCAGGACUGGCUCGUCGCCACGGCCAACGACCAGAUCGCCUGCAUCGACGACAACGACGAGGAGUCGCGCCUGGGCUACCUCUCGUCCUUCCGGACAAACUUCGAGCCCCACGUCACGCCGCAGUAUCUCGAGCGCGGCGAGUCGGAGCUCAACGCUCUGCGCGACUCGUACGUCGACUUCUCGACCUGGUGCAUUACCAAGUUUGCGCACCUCAUCUUCGCCGUCGACUUCCGCGCCGUCAUGCCCGACUUCUUCACGCCCAAGUGGUACGCCAACACGGCCAUGAAGCAAAUGGUGGUCACUUUUGAGGAGUAUGUCAGCGACUACCGCCAGGUCCUGCACCACUCCCUCGUCGACAUCUUCAUCGAGAUCUUUGCCGACGAGCUGCUGGUCCGCUACCUGCUCUCCGUGCGCAACAGGGGCGCCAAGUUUCGCCGCGCAGACCCCUUCCGCGACAAGCUCUUCAACGACAUCUCUACAGCCUUUGAGUACUUUAGCAACCUGCCCAACCCAGACGUCGGCAACUCGAUCAAGCAGACGUGGAGGGUUACGGAGCCCUUCCUCGGCCUGCUGACCUGCGACAAGGAUGCCGUGGCGGACGAGUUUGCCGCCUUCAAGGCGGCCUAUUGGGACUUGCACAUCUCGUGGGUCGAGUCCGUCUUGAAGUCGAGGGAUGAUUUCGAGAGGAGCAUGCUGAAUGCCGUCAAGGCGAGGGCGGCGCAGAUAGGCGUCGUAAGGGGGCCCGAGACAAUCAUGAGCAAGGUCAAGUAG